AGUUAUAGCCAUGAAACUAUGGAAUCUGAGUUUUUAUCAGAGAACGAUUUUCAUGAAGGUGCAGGGAACUUUGAGGAUUGGGGAUUAGACGAUAGCCUCGAAAGUUUGGAACCCGAGUUUCUAUCGGAGAACAAUUUUCAUGAAGAUGCAGGCGAGUUGGAGGAUUGGGAACUAGAUGAUGAGUUCUUCACCAACAAUUUAUCAGAAUCUGGAAAUCCCAUGUCGGAAAACGAGUCAGAUUUUGAUUAUGGGGAUGCAAACAAGAUGGAAUCCUUGUGGGAACAUCAAGAUUUGCUCGAACAAAUAAAGAUGGAGCUCAGAAAGAUGAAUGCAUAUAUAAAAAUGUACAGACUGACUUUCUGCAUUGACUGUCAUUAA
Messenger RNA from Ipomoea nil (Japanese morning glory), 378 nucleotides. RefSeq lists its product as uncharacterized. The transcript is spliced from 2 exons. The record is from RefSeq and is a predicted model, not a curated record. Bases 19 to 378 code for a protein of 119 amino acids. Lineage: Eukaryota; Viridiplantae; Streptophyta; Magnoliopsida; Solanales; Convolvulaceae.